CUAGCUGCUCCUGCCAUGGUUGUUGUCUGCCAAGGUCUCGUGAUCUCGCGAGACUUAAGAUGUCAGCCUCCAUAGUUUAUGACACAGUUAUCGUUUAGCAGAGUGACUUUUAUGUGUUAUUAGUCCUAAAGAUUAAACUUAUCAUGAAUUAUUUACCAGGCACAGCCAGUCUUAUUGAGGAAAUUGACAAAAAGCUUCUAGUGGUAUUGCGGGAUGGAAGAACAUUGAUAGGAUAUCUGCGAAGCAUCGAUCAGUUUGCAAACUUGGUACUGCAUCGCACCAUUGAGCGCAUUCAUGUUGGUCAUGAGUACGGAGACAUUCCACGUGGUAUUUUCAUUGUCAGAGGAGAAAACGUAGUCCUGCUCGGUGAAGUGGAUUCUGAAAUGAAAGCCAGCGUACAACUGAAGAAGGUUUCUAUAGAUGAGAUACUGGAGGCUCAGCGAAUAGAACAGUUGCAGAAACAGGAGAAGGAGAAAGCGCGGAACAAGGCAUUAAUGGAUCGCGGUCUUGCGCCCCACAUAGACACCCACGAUGACUUCUAAUGAGAGCAGACCCUCUGAUUGCAAUUCUGAAUAUUAUAAGAGCACCAACAUGUGAUGAUGCUUCAAUCUGAUGCGAGUUAAUAUUUAUUAAACACUGUUUCCUACAUUAAUUAUUCGAAACUGGAUGUCUUGUCGCAUAUCCGGUGCCACUGCUACUAUACUAUUACUACUACUUUAUCCGAGUUUCAAACCGAUUUACCAUUUCUCUGUUCAAUGCAAAAGAUUUAUGAUUCUAAAUGCUUCAUGCGGCCAUUGCUCUUAUGGUAGUCUGUGCAUUGAAUGUAGUUUUUUUUUUUUUUUAAAUACACAGAGUUUGCCUUGAAAACUACAUGUAAAAUAUAUACACGAGUAAAAUUUAGAGUUGAUAUACAGUAAAAACCCGCGUAUAAGAACCUAGUGAUUAAGAACCUGUUAGGCUAAGGUUUUCCAUUUAGAUCCCCUUGACAGAAGAACCCGUUUUAGCCUAAAAUUUGAAACAGGUUGUUAUUUGAUAAAAUUUAGUUAACAAGUUCAGAGUAAUGUACAAAAACAGUACAGUACAGUGCAGUUUUACCCCGGACCCUCCACUCAGUGUUAUUUAGGGUACGCAUAUGCUCGUUCCC
Messenger RNA from Priapulus caudatus, 1144 nucleotides. Its product is annotated as U6 snRNA-associated Sm-like protein LSm1. Gene Ontology annotation, cellular component: P-body; Lsm1-7-Pat1 complex. The coding region runs from base 144 to 542 and encodes 132 amino acids. Gene Ontology annotation, molecular function: RNA cap binding. The record is from RefSeq and is a predicted model, not a curated record. The transcript has 4 exons. Gene Ontology annotation, biological process: deadenylation-dependent decapping of nuclear-transcribed mRNA. NCBI's taxonomy places the organism in Eukaryota, Metazoa, Priapulida, Priapulimorpha, Priapulimorphida, Priapulidae.